This is a messenger RNA of Diceros bicornis minor, 5171 nucleotides long. RefSeq names its product zinc finger protein 770 (gene ZNF770). The transcript is spliced from 3 exons. Lineage: Eukaryota; Metazoa; Chordata; Mammalia; Perissodactyla; Rhinocerotidae. Bases 695 to 2776 code for a protein of 693 amino acids. The record is from RefSeq and is a predicted model, not a curated record.
CCUGCGGACGUGUGCUGGCUGUCUUCGCGGCGCCGGGGCCCUAAGAUGGAAGGCUGCCGUGCCCGUGCCAGCCUCGGGUGCGUGAGGAGGACUUCAGGAACCCGGCUAUGAGGUGCAGCGACCCCAGGGAAGGGCCACGCCUGCCUCGAUCCCUCCAGGGUGCCCGGGGACCCAGAACGGGGACGCCACGACCUCAGCUCCUUUCCCUUUCCCACGUCCGCGCCUCCUGACUGCGUCUCGCGGGGAGCGGGACCCUCUGGGAGGGAGGCGCAGAGAGGAUGCUAUUCCCUUGCUGUGGGUCGCAUCACAGAUGGCAUUUCUCCCCUGACUGCGGCCGAGGCAGUUCUCACCCUGGCUCUUCCUUUCCCGGUGUGGGAUUUUGCAGUCUCCGCCCUCGGCUCGACCCCUAGGUGCUUAUUGCUUGUGGGCGAUUAGGGCGAAGGCCAGAUGUCAGGGUCCUCUGUCCUGCACCCCCCUGGGAGGGACAGGUACCUAAAGAGCAGAAGCCUUUUGUUCCGGCCUCCUCUGCAGGGAGAUGGUUGUGUGCACUGCGUCCACCUGACCCUCCCCUAGUGCUGCUCUCUUUAAUAGACCGCUGGGAACCAGUACUUCUUUUGCCUCUUGCUUGCACUGUCGCAACAUCCCUGGAGUUUAAGAACACUAUAGAGCUGAUCAGAGUAUAUCACUGAAGAAUAUGAUGGCUGAAAACAAUUUAAAAAUGCUAAAGAUUCAACAGUGUGUAGUAGCCAACAAACUACCUAGAAACAGGCCAUAUGUUUGCAAUAUUUGCUUCAAGCACUUUGAAACACCGUCAAAAUUAGCUAGGCAUUAUCUCAUUCAUACUGGACAAAAGCCAUUUGAAUGUGAUGUGUGCCAUAAAACCUUUAGGCAACUAGUUCAUCUGGAGAGACAUCAACUAACUCAUAAUCUACCUUUUAAAUGUAGUAUUUGUCAACGCCACUUUAAAAAUCUGAAGACGUUUGUGAAGCACCAACAACUUCAUAAUGAAACCUACCAGAAUGAUGUUAAACAGGUCAGAAGAUUGUUGGAGGCCAAGCAAGAAAAGCCAGGGUACGGAAUGUAUCAUACUUUUUCCACAGAGGAGAGAUGGGCAUUACACCCGUGCUCUAAGUCUGAUCCUACAUACGGUCCUACAAAGAAAAGAAAGAAUAUUCAUGCAUGUACAAUCUGCGGCAAGAUGUUUCCAUCACAAUCAAAACUUGAUAGGCAUGCACUUAUUCAUACUGGUCAGAGGCCUUUUAAAUGUGUCCUGUGCAGUAAAUCUUUCCGACAGUCAACUCAUUUAAAAAUCCACCAACUCACACAUUCAGAAGAAAGACCUUUUCAGUGUUGUUUUUGUCAAAAAGGGUUUAAGAUUCAAAGCAAACUUCUGAAGCAUAAACAAAUCCAUACCAGGAAUAAGACUUUUCAGACUCUUUCACUAAAGGUGAAGAGUCCAGAAUCAUGUCCCCUGCCUAAUAAAUUAAAUGCAAAGCAGGAUGGUUUUGAAAAUGGUGUUAUAGGUGAAUCCGAGGAGAAUAAUCAACUUGAUGUCCACUCUAUUUAUAUUGUCCCCUUUCAGUGUCCAGAGUGUGAAGAGUGUUUUGAAUCGGAGCAGAUUUUCAAUGGACACAAGUGUUUUCCUGCCAGAGGUGGCAAAAUUCCAAGCAGGCUCAAAAGAAGCUACAACUAUAAAACUGUUGUUAAAAAAAUCUUGGCUAAGCUUAAACGUGCUGGGGGUAAGAAAUUAGAUAAUUUUCGAUCUGAGAAAAAAGUAUUUAAAAACAGUUUCUUGAAAAAUUCUGAUCUUAUUUCUGGUGAGCAGAGCCCUGAACAAACCCAGAGAACGUUUAUGGGUUCUCUUGGCAAACAUGGAACGUAUAAGACAGUUGGCAAUAAAAAGAAGAAAACAUUGACUUUGCCGUUUUCUUGGCAAAAGCACCUCCAGAGCCAAAAUAUGGGAAAAAACUUGAAAGGCGUCCUUUCAUCAGAAAACAUGUUAACUAUGGAUAAUUCAGUGAACAAUAAAGACAUAUCUAUCUAUGGUUCAUCAGGUGAGGAAUUCUUUGAUAACUGUGAAGUGCUUCAGUGUGGUUUUUCAGUUCCAAGUGAAAACAUACAUACUGGACAUAAGAUGUGUCCUUGUGACAAAUGUGAGAAAGUGUUUCCUUCUAUAUCCAAACUACAAAGACACUAUUUAAUUCAUACUGGACAGAGGCCUUUUGGCUGUAAUGUGUGUGGGAAAUCUUUUAGACAGUCGGCUCACUUAAAAAGACAUAAAUUAACUCAUAUUGAUAAGAUUCCUUACAGAAGAUCUCUUUGCCAAGUAGAAUUUGAAAAUUUGAACAGACUUUUCAUUCAUCCAGGUGAUAAUGUUACCUAUAAUGCUUCCCAACAAUGUCAGACUCUUGGUUUUCAAAAAUAUGAGAUGUCAGAGUCAGAUCAAAUAUCAGAAAUAAAAGUUAAGGCAGAAUCAGAGGAUUUCAUUCUUGGUACCCGCUAUAGGAACAGGCAGCCCUAUCUCUCUGGUGCACUUCUGGAAUCAGAGCAGAGCCAUCAUAGUCAUUGUUUUAGCUAUUCAGGGCGUAGUGAGAGGAAUGAUGGCCUUCUUUACCAGUGCAGUGUUUGUUCUAAAAGUUUUAGAUCUCCAUCUAAAUUGGAAAGACACUAUCUAAUUCAUGCAGGGCAGAAGCCAUUUGAAUGCUCAGUUUGUGGCAAAACAUUCAGACAGGCUCCUCACUGGAAGAGACAUCAACUUACUCACUUUAAGGAAUGACCACAAGAGAAAGUGGUUGUCUUAAAUUCAGUUACGGAAGUGACAGAACCACUAACACAUUUGUGGUCUCUCUGGUGUUCUUGUUCUUAAAGCCUGUAAAAUAUAUUUUUAUCAAAAGGCCUGCAUUAGGUUGAAUGAUUUCAUAAGCAGUUGCUUGUCUUGCAUAGUAAGAGGUAAGAUACAUAGUAAAUCAAUAUAACAUUUUAGGAACAGCCAAGUUAAUUCUUAGAGGAAAGGACAUGAUUUGAUGCCAUACAGUAAACAUUUAUUUUAUUUUAAUAUAUGCUUUGGCCAUAAUGAAAAUGUUAUAAGUCCAUGAUGUGGUACAAGUAAUUCAGCCUCGUUCACUUUUUAAAGGAGUUAUUCCUUAAGACUUGCCAUCUCCUUUUAGGUAUACUCAAAAGACAGAGGCAAAAUUUUUUUUUGGCUGCAGCAAAUAACCCUACUAUAUUUCAUUUAUUUCCCAUUUCACAUGAAAGCAUAAUUUUGUCCACCUAUGGCUCAAAUUCCAUUGCAAAAUUUUUUCUUGUAAUCUUAAUAAAUACUAAGGCAAUAAAAGUGAAAAUGGAUGAGAAGAUCAUGGCAUUAUUUUCAUUGGUCUUUCCCAAGCUAUUCUUAGGACUGUGUGGUAGCAUCACCUCCUUUUCCACAGGUGAUUAGAAUUGGUUUUUUGCCCAGUCUGCUGUUGUCUUCCCCAAAAGAAUUUAAAAGUAGGAGAGAGGCUAGGAUGCACCUCUAUACAUUUAUCAUGUUUACUUGUGAGGAAUAUUGUCCAAGUGCCAUAAUCUUUUUGAUGAUAUGUAUGCAGUGUUGUCUUCUCAGAGGAAUAAAUGCAAUUCAUCUAGUUGCUUAUUAAUGAUUGACAGCAGUAGUUGUAGAUUGAAGACUCACUUAUAGAUCUGAUUUCCGCAAGACUUACAUUUACUUUAGUAAAACUUUUAAUGCCUCUUUGAGUGGUCCUAUGACUUAACUAAGUCUUUUCUGUUAAGUUUGAUCAAAUGGCAAUGACUAAGUCUAGUUCUAGUUUUUAUUCCUCUAUGUUUUUUGAAGGACUCUAAUGCUAAAGAAUGUUAUUUUGAUCCUUUGUAACUUGUUUUAAUUAGUAAGGUAAUUAUCCCUAUAUAGGAAUAAAAUGCUUGUAGAAUUGAGGGUAUCAUUCUUCUAAACAGUACUGUCAUGAUUUGGGAAAUAUUUAAUCUUAAACUAUAAAAGAUUUACAAAUCUUGUCUGUCAAAUUUGCCAUUUUUUAUAAAAUCUUUAGAAAUGACAUUUCCUAGCAAUAAAAGAAAAGAACCAUUAUCUUUCUAAAGUGAAAAGAACAGGUGGGGAUUUAUCGUAGCACACUUAAAUAUGGUAACAAGCCCUUUAUUGAGACUGGAUAAAUGAAGAAUUUAAGUUUUGCAACAUACUCUAAGAACUAUCUUUGUUGGGGGGCAGAGAGGGGAGGUUGGUCUGCUUCUUUCACAAGUGAAUUUUGACAAACUAGAUUUAGUUUACAGAGAUGAAACACAACAGUAUGGAUAACAUGCCCAUGAUGUACCAAUGUGCAGGAGAAUCAUAUGUUUUAAAGAAUAAUUUCUCUGAGGUUUCCUUGAGAUAUGUUCCUCCAGUGCAAGCAAGAUGAUAGUUUACAGCAUUUGCUUUACACAAAAAUUUUCAAGAACACACCUAUUACAUAAAAGCAAGAAUAACUAGUUCAUAUUUUCCAGAAUAAAGACUCAAGGAAUUUUUUCCUUCCUAUGUCUGAAGUUAUGUAUUUUGGGAUUUUCCUAAGCUAUUUAUGUAAUUUUAUUUGAAGUAAAUGUCUCAUAUACUCCUUUUCCAACCCAAACAGGGAGAGUCCUCACAGUCUUGUGCUUCUAUGAUUAAUAGACUAUUUGCCUAAGUGAUACUACUAUACUUUUUUUUUGGCCCAUGCCUUUUUAAGCUGUUUCAUAUUGAAAGUUGGAAUAUUGUAAAAAUUUUGUCAAAGAUGUACUGUAGUGCUAUUUGAAGUACCUGUAACAAAAUCCUUAUUUACUUUUAUUAUCACUGCAAGCUGCUUGUGGAAACUUUACAGGAAUGAAAAGAAACUGUAUACAUCCAUGAUAAGAAGAUUUAAUGUUAGGUGUUAAAUGAUGGUUUGCUGCAUGCUAGAACUGUUAGUAUUGUUGAAUCAAUUACUUUGGUUUUCUGAAAAAAUAAACUUUAUAAAUAUCUUUAAAGAGAAUUAGAAGAUUUUUUUGUUUGGGUGAUCCCAGGCUGUAGCAUGAUUAUUUACUGAAGUUGUUUGACUGGCUGAGUUAGUGGGAUUAUUGUUUCUCGUUUCGUACUGCAACAGGGCCUACAAUUUUAGGACAAAAUGUGUGUAUGUUGAAGGAAAGUAGGUGGUGGUUAAGAUUCUUGAAAAAUUCUA